AUGACGAAGAGAGCAGAUAAGCCGGAGAAAUAUAUCAUAUAUCAAACUAUUAUUAUAACUGUGGCGAAACUUCUCACCGUUCCAAUUGUUGUCUUCAUUUUUCUUAUUUUUCUCAAUGAUAAUUCCGAAAACAAAGAGUUUUUCAUUCUGUUGACAUCGUUCAUGGUCAUUUUAGAGGAUAUUAUCGUCACAGCACUUAUCAUCCAAUUAUCAUAUAUCUGCGGAUCGCAAUCCAACUUGAAACGCGUCUUAUCGAUGAAGAUUGCCGACGUUCGAUCUGCUGUAUCGAAAAAUUACAUCGAAUCCGUUCAAUUGUCCUACGAUCAUCAGUUGGCAAAACCCAGUUAA
Molecule: messenger RNA, 348 nt
Organism: Caenorhabditis bovis
Lineage: Eukaryota; Metazoa; Nematoda; Chromadorea; Rhabditida; Rhabditidae
Source: the annotation of a GenBank genome assembly